This is a messenger RNA of Chlamydomonas reinhardtii, 2610 nucleotides long. RefSeq lists its product as uncharacterized. The transcript has 2 exons. Lineage: Eukaryota; Viridiplantae; Chlorophyta; Chlorophyceae; Chlamydomonadales; Chlamydomonadaceae. The coding region runs from base 89 to 376 and encodes 95 amino acids. The record is from RefSeq and is a predicted model, not a curated record.
CUAAUUCUCACGCUUAGCCGUUAGCGUUGCGCCUUUGUCUUGCUGUUACGCUCCGCAGGGCCCCCACACUACCGUUCUAGGAUUUGUAAUGGAUAACGGCCCCAUAGUUUCGCUGUUCAGCGGCUCUAUGCUGAUGGCGUUCUCAGCGGGCAUGUUCGUGCACCAGCAUCUGACCGCUUCCGCUCAAGCGGAACAAGUAGAACGCGUCAAGGCGGAUGCGCAGCAGGAGGUGGAGCGCGCCAAGGUGGAGGUGCAGAUGGCCAAGCUGGAGGCGCAGAUGGAGCGCCGCUUUGUCGACGUGAUGGUUCACGCGGACUAUGACGCAUGGCGAGCGCGGCUGGGCACGGUGUUGAAUGAGCACAGCAAGAACAAGUGAGGCGCCGUGGUGCUCACAUUGGAUGAUGGAGACAGCAAGCAGUCGAGAAGCAGUCUGGCUGCGUGUGUCAAGCCCUGGAGGAUCCCCCCUGGCUAGUGAAUGUUGACUUGUACGACUUGGCGUUAAGCCCCAGCGUCUGCCUACUUGUAGUAAUCGUCAAAUUGUCAUGUUCUAGCCAGCCAAUUGAUGCAUCGCUUCGCCCUGGUCGCUGCCCAGCUGCUUGCGACCGCCAGGGCAAGUUGAGGGAUGGAUGGUUGGCUUGCGAGCAGGUGGAUGGCAUAUGCCGGUUCUGCACGGCACAACAGUAUCAAUAAUUUUGUGUGGCAUUCGUAAUGGCAAUGCAGCUGAAGGGACAAAGAGCUCAUAUGGCGCACACUUUCAGUUCCGAGGGGCUACGGUGACAAUAGGGAAUAGCAAUUAGUAAUACGUGGCGCUCGCGGUUUGCGCCAGUAUGGUACUUUUUCGCAGGCACAGGGGCUCUGAAAAUUGACAUGUGGGGGCCAAGCAAGGGACUGUCCAUUCAAGCAAGCUUUGAUCUGGAGGGCUGUUCGACACACGUUGUGGACACUGCAUGUUGCAGACAGGCGGGCAGUAGCACUGCACAUAAAUGUGGGUUGCAUCCGGUGGUGCUGAUGCAAGGAAGUUGGAAUAUAGGUUGCAUUGAAACUUGGCACUUGAGAAUUGCUAGCUGGAUGUGAGAUUUAACACCACCCCUCCCCACGCGUGCAGGGGUCUCUGCGGGUAACAAGACCAUUUUGCACACAGAACUUGCUGCUGGUGGUGCUUUGUGUGCGGACAUGAAUUUGAGGUGCUCCUGCGCCUGGACGUGCGGCGGUGAUGCAAAUGGUGGGGCUCUGGCUGAUGUCUGAUUCCCACACUACCGUUCUAGGAUUUAUCAAGGAUAUCGGCCCCAUUGUAAUCCGCAUCCAUAGUUUCGCUGUUCAGCGGCUCUAUGCUGAUGACAUUCUCAGCGGGCAUGUUCGUGCACCAGCAUCUGACUCUGUUCGGACAAGUGGAGGCAGUCAGAUGCUGGUGCACGAACAUGCCCGCUGAGAAUGUCAUCAGCAUAGAGCCGCUGAACAGCGAAACUAUGGGGCCGAUAUCCUUGAUAAAUCCUAGAACGGUAGUGUGCAAUAGCGGCAGAGCUGCUUGCGCAGCGGCAGCAGAGCUGCUUACCGUAGCGGCAUAGCGGCAUGGCGGCUGACAGGCGGUGGCGAUACGCGAGAGGAGGGAGAGCGGCACGCUUCGGGGUAAUUGCUGUUGUUGGUGUAACCUGAUACAGCAGACGCGGCGGAAAUGCGCAUGGCGGCUCGGACCCCUGCAUGCAUGCAUUGGUCACCAAGCGUGUGGGUUGGGUCGUGCAUGCCUGUCUAUCACAUGCAAGCCAAUUGCCAGCAUGCAUGAAGCGAAAGAACGUGUGGUCGAGGAGAAGCGCGCGUUGUGGACGGGGGUGCGUGUUGCCUGGCGUGAGCACCAACACCGACGUGUGUCCGGCUGUGCAUUUACGACCGGGGGAGGGUUGCCGCACCAUGACAACGCAGAAGCAGCGCUUGCGCCAGGAUCAGCUUUGUGUGCGCGUGACCACCUGCAACACCAACUAAGGAUGCUAUGAUUUCACAUGAUGAUUGACUCGGAUUCAGUAACCGACGCGUGCGUGCCAGGGGGCACGCGCUGUACAGUGCUGGGAUGCGCCGCCGCUGGAGUGUUGAAUGGUGGUGUGGUGCGGUUGACACUGGCUUUGCUCGAGAGGUACAGUUCGCGUGUUGCUGUGAGGCUCGUUGCUAUACGUUGUGUGGCGCCGAAAGGUGUUCGCGAUGCUCAAGAAGGCGGUGUGGGCUGGCGGAGCGGGAUGCGCAUAGCAUCUCAUCUACAUUGGGAACUUGGACGGCAGGUUAUGAUAUCUUAGUGCUACGCAACAAACAGCAACAUCAGUGGUGGCAAUCACCCCUGGUGACAAUAGCAUUCGGUUCUGUUUCGGGGCGUAGCGAUUGAGCUAUGCGAGGCACUCAGUAAGGAUGGGAUGGGUGUGAGCCAUUGUGACGCGGCCACUGACACUGGAGGGUGGGCUGGCGCAUGCUUGGGCGCAACUUGGGCCGUUAGGCGUUUGCGCGCGGUAGGUGGGGGAUUUGUGUGUCGACGGUAAUCGACAAACCAGGCGUGCAUGGCCUGUUGCAUGGUGUUCCCCAUCGCUGCAAUCCAUGGGCCACACAAGGCUCACACUGGCUCAUACUCCG